AUGGACAUCAAGGCUGACAUCAAGGUGGACCCGAAGAUGGCGGAGAACAAGAAGACGGCAGGGUGGGAGUGGAAGGCCCCAGCGUCCAUGGUGCUAGUGCAGCUGUUCAUCACGGGGAUGAUCCUGCUAUCCAAGGUGUCCAUCGGCGACGGCAUGUUCAUCUUCGCCCUCCUCGCCUACCGCAGCCUCUUCGGCGCCGCCUUCAUCCUCCCCUUGGCUCUCAUCUUUGAGAAGGGCAAGUGGAGGGAGAUGGGUUGGCACGCCACGGGAUGGAUCUUCCUCAACGCCUUCAUCGGGUACGCGGUACCAAUGAGCCUAUACUACUAUGGUCUCCGUGAUACAACACCAGCUUAUGCCGUCAUCUUUCUGAACAUAAUUCCGCUGGUCACAUUCAUUCUCUCGCUCGUCUUCAGAAUGGAGACAUUGCAAAUCUUGAGCGCAGCUGGAUCAUUGAAGAUCGUAGGUGUUGUGCUCUCAGUUGGAGGUACAAUGCUCAUCAGCCUUUACAAGGGCAAGACACUGCAUCUUUGGAAACCUGUUCUGCACCACAUGGGGCAAAACAAGACGGAGUUUGCAGGCAAUCAUCUAAGAGGGACAAUAUUCUUGUCAAAGGUUAUGAAGGUGUAUCCAUACAAAUACUGGUCGUCUAUGGUGACAUGCUUGGUUGGAGGAUUUCAAACAGCACUCGUUGGAAUAAUAUUGAGCAGGGACAAGAGCGCAUGGAAGCUAGGAUGGGAUCUGAACCUUCUGACGAUCUUCUACUCUGGGGCACUUGCAACGGCGGGGAAAUAUAGCCUGAACUCAUGGGUCGUUGCAAAGCGAGGCCCAGCAUAUCCUCCAAUGUUCAGCCCAUUAUCAGUGGUAUUCACUGUGUUGUUGGACUCCAUUUUUAUAGGCGACGAGAUUACCACAGGAAGCUUGUUCGGCACAACAGUGGUGAUUGCUGGGCUCUACAUUUUCCUAUCAGCAAAAUCAAAAGAACCUACGACUAUAGUCGCGUGGCCGAUGGACAUCAAGGUGGAGUCGAGGGCGGCGGAAACGAAGAAGGCGGCAGGGUGGGAGUGGAAGGCGCCGGCGUCGAUGGUGCUGGUGCAGCUGUUCAUCACGGGGAUGAUCCUGCUGUCCAAGGUGUCCAUCGGCGGCGGCAUGUUCAUCUUCGCCCUCCUCGCCUACCGUAGCCUCUUCGGCGCUGCCUUCAUCCUCCCCUUGGCGCUCAUCUUCGAAAGGGGCAAAUGGAGGGAGAUGAGUUGGCAGGCCACGGGAUGGAUUUUCCUCAACGCCUUUAUCGGGUAUGCGGUGCCAAUGAGCCUAUACUACUAUGGUCUCAGUGAUACGACGCCAACUUAUGCCGUCAUCUUUCUGAACAUAAUUCCGCUGGUCACAUUCAUUCUCUCGCUCGUCUUCAGAAUGGAGACAUUGCAAAUCUGGAGCAUAGCUGGAUCAAUGAAGAUCGUAGCCGUUGUGCUCUCGGUUGGAGGCACAAUGCUCAUCAGCCUUUACAAGGGCAAGACACUGCACCUCUGGGAUCCUGUUCUGAAGCACCAUCACGAGGGACAACACACCAUCGGGGUUGCACGCAAUCAUCUAAGAGGGACAAUAUUCUUGUCAAAGGUUAUGAAGGUGUAUCCAUACAAAUACUGGUCGUCUAUGGUGACAUGCUUGGUUGGAGGAUUUCAAACCGCACUCGUUGGAAUAAUAUUGAGCAGGGACAAGAGCGCAUGGAAGCUAGGAUGGGAUCUGAACCUUCUGACGAUCUUCUACUCGGGGGCACUUGCAACGGCGGGGAAAUAUAGCUUGAACUCAUGGGUCGUAGCCAAGCGAGGCCCGGCAUAUCCUCCAAUGUUCAGCCCAUUGUCUGUGGUAUUCACAGUUUUGUUAGAUUCCAUCUUCAUAGGCGACGAGAUUACAGCAGGAAGCCUCUUCGGCACAACAGUGGUGAUUGUUGGGCUCUACAUUUUCCUGUCGGCAAAAUCGAAAGAAGUUAGGGACAAGUAGAUCUCACCAGCAGCAAGCAAAGUUUUUGUAGCCAGAGAAGCUAUAUAAUUUGUAGUUAUU
This is a messenger RNA of Hordeum vulgare subsp. vulgare (domesticated barley), 2055 nucleotides long. RefSeq lists its product as uncharacterized. The record is from RefSeq and is a predicted model, not a curated record. Lineage: Eukaryota; Viridiplantae; Streptophyta; Magnoliopsida; Poales; Poaceae. Gene Ontology annotation, cellular component: plasma membrane. The coding region runs from base 1 to 1995 and encodes 664 amino acids. Gene Ontology annotation, molecular function: transmembrane transporter activity. The transcript has 14 exons.